Messenger RNA from Aspergillus sclerotioniger CBS 115572, 198 nucleotides. RefSeq lists its product as uncharacterized. Bases 1 to 198 code for a protein of 65 amino acids. The record is from RefSeq and is a predicted model, not a curated record. The transcript is spliced from 2 exons. Lineage: Eukaryota; Fungi; Ascomycota; Eurotiomycetes; Eurotiales; Aspergillaceae.
AUGCAGAUCCAAACCCUUGCCAUCACCCUCCUCACCACCUUGGUUGCGUCCGUCCAAGCAACCGUCACCCUCGGGUCCGGCUGCAGCGGCAGCGGAUACGAUUGCACCUCUACCUUCAACGACAUCGCUGUGUGCAACGGCGCGCAGUGGGUGCUUGCGGCUAAAUUUCUGGAAUGGGGUAUGGGAAUUGACGGGUGA